UCGGGCCCAAAAACAGCAUCGCCACCCUUCGACGACCCUGACGCAGACCUGAUCAUCCGCACGUCAGAUGGGGUGGAUUUCCGUGUCUACAGGGUCAUCAUGAAGCAAGCAUCACCCGUCUUCCGCUCGCUAUUCACCCUCCCCCUAGACGAUCCAGCGAACGGCUCUGUCGUCGAAGUCACCGAGAAAAGCGGGGUGUGGGAUCAAAUACUGCGAAUUCUAUAUCCCAUCACGCAGAAGGCUGUACCCGCACCUAACGAUUUCCUGCCGCUUCUUGAGGCUGCCAGGAAGUUUGACAUGGCGAGCGUGACCGAAUACGUCGAACAGGUCAUGAUAACCCCAGUGGUCUUGGAGACGGAAGCAUUUCGGGUCUUCGCGCUUUCCUGUGUUUAUGUGCUGCCAGACGCUGCUCUCGCUGCUGCGCAAGCCAGCUUCCAGUCGUGGCCCGGUGACCAACCUCCGCCUCCAUGCAUUCCUGAAAUGCAUGGUAUGACCAUCACUCAAUAUAACCGGCUCUUACAGUACCGCUCGGACUGU
This is a messenger RNA of Fomitopsis serialis, 537 nucleotides long. RefSeq lists its product as uncharacterized. Gene Ontology annotation, molecular function: protein binding. NCBI's taxonomy places the organism in Eukaryota, Fungi, Basidiomycota, Agaricomycetes, Polyporales, Fomitopsidaceae. The record is from RefSeq and is a predicted model, not a curated record. The transcript has a single exon. The annotation marks the transcript as partial.